Geodia barretti is the source of this 918-nucleotide messenger RNA. The record is from the annotation of a GenBank genome assembly. NCBI's taxonomy places the organism in Eukaryota, Metazoa, Porifera, Demospongiae, Tetractinellida, Geodiidae.
GUGUGUGGGGAGAUAUGUCGUGGGUGAUGUCCUCUUCGUAGUAGGCAGAGGGCAUGUGUUUUGCUGUGGGCAAUUGAACAGUAAUGGACCGAGUAGACAGACGGUCGAGUAGCCAAUUAAUGGCAGGAGUGAUAGAAAGAAUGACGUUUCGGCUGCUGAUUGUUUUGUUAACUCUUUCACCAACAUCUCUUCUGGCAACCGACUCUUCUUCAUUGGCCGAGAUUACUUCAAGUCCUUCUCUGUCUGCAAUUAACCCAUCCAUGACAAACACCUUUAACUCCUCUCUGACAAGCAGUAUUAACCCCUCUGUGGCUAACGUUAACACCUCAGUGACUGAUACGUACAUGCUUCAAGCACGUAUGAAAAAACGAUGCCAUCACUAAUCCUUGCCACUUUCUCGUCUCUAUCACCUGCUGUCAGUACAACAAUACAUCCACUACCAACUACAUCUCUCAUUAGGAUGCAGCCUUCACCUACUGAUAAGCCAACACCAAGCACAUCCUCUCUCCCCCUCUCUCUGGGGGCAAUAAUUGGAAUAGCAUCGGGCGGAGUGUGUGGCUUCCUCACAUUCAUAUCCUGUCUGUUUUGCUGCUGGUACCAAUGUUGCCGCUCGACUGGCCACCACUACACCUACACCACCGGGGCAGCAACAGAGUUCAAGAUCACUGCGCAGUAUUGGGUACAGGGGUCGGCCCAGUACAGAGUCCGCAACACUAGGAGAGACUCUCUGAGUAGCCUGUCUCGAAUGUCUAGCCUCAGUCGCUCCAGAAUGUCCAGUCUGAGGAGCUCUUUCGGGACGAGGGGGAAAGGGAGGGAUGUGGGAGACAGUGAGACUUAUGAGAACCAAGCCACACAGCCAGCUGACUUCUUCAGCACUCCUGUAUAGCUCACACAUUUUUCAUCUGGUGCAUACACACU